Molecule: messenger RNA, 4785 nt
Organism: Rotaria sp. Silwood2
Lineage: Eukaryota; Metazoa; Rotifera; Eurotatoria; Philodinida; Philodinidae
Source: the annotation of a GenBank genome assembly
AUGGAAAAAGAGACGUCAUUUUUAUUAACCAAGCACGUCAAAAAAUAUUGGAAAGAACAAAUUUUUACACGUUUUCAAGAUGAUAAAUAUUUACAUGUCAAUGAUCAUUUUCAAUUUAUACGUUUAACCGAUGCAUUGAGAUCACCUCGAUUGACUUUUCUUGAAUGGUUUAAUCCACCACAAACAACUGUUAUUGCCGGUGAAAAAUUACAAACAUUCAGUGUUGUGGGUGAUGAAGGAGUUACCGAUCGAGUUAAAUUAGAAGAAAAACUUGAAACUAGUCCUCAAGCAACAACUACGCUUAUGAGGGAUCUUGAACCGAUUCAAGGUCGUUCAUUGGUAGACUUUCCUGAUUAUACAUUUAAAUAUCCUGGCCGAUUUAAAAUUCGAGUUGUUAGUCUUGAGUCGCCCGAUAUUCAUACACCUUGGCAAGAAAUUGUUGUUGGUCCUAUCUUAUCCUAUUCAUCUAAGCUAAACACAGUAGCAGACGAGCACAUCUACCUUUCGUCAACAAAUCGUCUUUUAAACGUAACUACAACUGAUAAAGAAAGCCCAUUACUUUCUCAAAGAACACCAAAAAUAACUCUUAGUAAAAAAGAUAAACGUACAUUAAUUACUGUAGUAUACGAAACCGAUAACAACGAUUCAUAUUUAUCAUCACUAAAAUCAAUUAAAGACUUAUCUUCUUAUACUUCAAUAUCGAGCAUGUUACGUAAAAUAGACGAAUCACAUUUUAAUUAUGAUCAAGAACGAAUAUAUAAACCUGAUCAUUAUACACAAACACCAAGUAUUGAAUGUUAUGAGCAUUCAACAAAUACUGAUAUUGAUGAUUUCGAUUAUAAUAAUUCUAAGACAAGACAAAAUAAAAUUCUAACACCAACGCGAUAUCGUUCAGUAACUUCUUCAUCAAUAUCAAAUAUUUCUCCAUUAGUUACUACUAAUUAUCAAAAACGAUCAAACGACAAUGAAACACUCAGUUCUGGUGAGAGAAUUAUUAUACCAACGAAAUUUCGCCUCAAACAAGCGCGUAUUGAUAAACUACUUAAUGAUGAAAAUAAAAAUCUUUCAGAACCAGAAUUAUACAAACCAUUUAUAGAACCAGACAAAUCGCAACGACCACCAUCACGAUACGGACAACAGAAUAGCUUGCAAAAUCGAGACUCGAUGAAGGAAGAAAAUCAAUCAUCGCAACGAUCAUCAUCACAAUAUGGACAACAGAGUAACCUGCAGAAUCGAGACGCAUAUAUCCGAGACUCGAUACAACAAGACAACCAAUUAUCACUACUACCAUCAUCACAAAACAGACAACAGAAGGAUCUUCAAAAUCGAGAUGCAUAUAUUCAAGACUCGUUACCACGAGAUAAACAAUCGCACUAUAACCAUCGAAAUGAAUUCCAACAGCCAAAUGGAUCAGAAAAAAUUCCAGUAGAUAUAUCUUCAUAUAAUAACCCGGCACAAUCAUCAUCGUAUUCGCGAUUUGAUUCAAAUAACGAGACAAAAAUACAGCAACAACAACAACGACCUAUACAAAAUAUUGGUCAAGAUCACACAGAACUGGUAGAUAAUCCAUAUCAAAUAACCUGGGCUAAUUUUGAAUUACGAGGAAGUCGAUCCGAUAAUAAUUUAUAUACUUAUGAACCUAAACGUACUCAAAUGGAAUUAAUAUUGAAAGCUACUUUGCAAAAUUCCGAUGUUCAAAAGUCAGCAAAUGAAUAUAUAUAUGCAACAACUGAUAACCGAAGUGGUACAGAUACACCAUCAAAUAUUAAUCAUCGAAUUGAUUCAAAUGAAACAUAUGAUCGAGAUAGACCACAUUCAUCAAGCCAUGCAAAUAAUCAAAAUUCAAAUAAAAUAAAUCCUAUAUAUGAGGAUGACGAUGAAAAUGAAGCAAAAUAUUCAUCUGCAUCUAAACUACAAGCACCAGGACAACAAACUACAACUAAUUUAGACACUUAUGAUGAUGAAGGUCUUCAUCAACGAAGUCAUUAUUCACCUCAAAGUCGUACACCAACUGACAAUUACGAAAGAAUCCAUCCGAAACAAGCUGAUAAUAUACAAAGUUCUUCAUUAUUAUCAACACCACAAGCAUCACCAUCAAAUUUAUCAGAAAAUAAAUCAAAAUAUUUUUUUGGUAAAAAUAUUCAAAAUCGAAUAUCGGAUGAUGAAAAUAACGAAACAGAAUGUGAAACAUUUGGUCAUGAUUCACAAGCUAGACCUCUUACAAAUAAUAAUACAAAACGUAAUCUUGAUUAUGCAUCUAUAACACAUUCUCAGUAUCCUACUAAUGAUAAUAAUUACUCUGAGAAUCUUCAAUUUAAGCAACAAACUGAUGCCGGAACAACUACUGCUAAUACAUUAACACAAAAUAAACAAUUUUCAUCAAGUACAAAUCAAGCAUUAGCAGGAAAAUCUCAAGAUUCUCAACAAGAAUCACUAAGAAUUACGUCUACUAAUAAGAAAUCUACAUAUAAUGAUGGAAAUAAAAAUAUUGGAUACUCAACUUCACGACAAAGUCAUUCCGAAUCUGACGAUCAAAAUGAUUCUGAUGACAAUGAAAAAAUAGGUCAUGAUCUUGACGCUUUAAAAAUACCACCAAACAAAUUUAAUCGCAAUGAUGAUCAUAACAAACAAACAAAGGGUGAUGAUGAAAAAAAAGUUUACCCUCCUCUAUAUGAAAAUACUGAUCAUGAUUCUCAAAAUGCCGAUGGUUAUAUUGACAACGAUAAUGAUAAUGAUAAUGAGGAUAAUGAUGAUGAUAAUAUUUCAACAGGAGAUGAUGAAAAUCAUUUUGAGGAUGGCAGAAACGCAGUUGACCAUUUGGUAGAAAAAGUUCCAAUUGUUGAUCGAUCAGCAUAUGCUGAAGUAGCGGAAGAUACUUCUGGAUCAAAACAGGAUACCAAUCGUAAAAAGAAAAAAAAGAAGAAAGGUAAAAAACCGAUCGAGAUAAGUGUUCGGCCUACUGACGGACGGCAUUUGUAUACACAUGGUAUCAUACCACCUAGACCACAUUCAGCAUCAACAACUGAUAUAACUGAUGAAAUAACUGAGAGAACGCCAUUUGAUAAACCACACAAUUUUCGUUAUACACCAAAUAUAUAUUUACGUGAUUCACGUGAUAAUAACGAAGACGACGAAGAAGAUUCCAAUACGAUGCCUAGAUAUCCAGAACAAAAUCGUAAUCGUCCAAUAAUGACCAAAUCUGAAUUAAAAAUCUUUAAAAAUUAUGGUACUCAAUCAGAAGAAAAACCAACACGAAAUAUCGGUACUAUGUCUGAGCCUGUUCAAACAUCUAAUUUUGGUAAUGACGUUCAACCCCAAUCAUCAUCAACUCAGACUUUCGCUUUAAUAGAAAAUAAUUUCAUAUCACAAGAUGGAAUAAUCUCUAAAGAACGAGAUGAUUCAGAACCCAAUAUAAUUUACACUAUUCAACGUUCAUCAUCGGUUGAUAGUCAAGAAAAAAAUCGAUUACCUUUGCCAAUACUAUUACGACCAAAAAUUUAUUCUGAUUAUGAACGACAUCCAUCAACAUAUAAAAGUCCUUCAUCUUCAACAGGUCGUCAACCAUAUUUUAAAUCACCACAACUUACUCCCCAACCUCCGAUUCCUCUUCAGGUAUUUUCCCCACCCUUUGAAUAUCGUUCUGAAUCCGACGAAGAACAACAAGAUGAUGUUUCACCGAGCAAUAAACAUCUCAUACCAUUGUUACUCUCAUCAAAUCGUUCACAUAAAGUGAAAAGUCAACGACAAAUGGCUUCCAUUGAAACUGAUACUAGUCUCGAUGGUAUGAGAUCUUCACAACAUCGAGGUGCUCAAUCAGAACCAUUAUCAACAAGAGAAUUCGGUACAACAACUAGUUCACAAAAAAAACGUUCAUCUAAAACCCGUGAUUUAGCUGAUCUUAAUACAAUAUUAUCACAACAAGGUGAUGAUAAAUUAGGACGAAGUGGUUCAUCACCACCAUUAUCAAGAAAAAAUUAUCGACUUAAACCAACUUUAGAUGAUGCAGAGAUUAAUAAUACUGAAAAAAUAAAUUCAAAUCAUGAUAAACCAAUACCAUCAAGGUCUAAUUACAAUUUUGAUUAUGAUCAAAAACAAACUAGAAACUCAUUUGAAAAUGAUUAUCAUCCACCAAGAAGACCUGCAUUUGAAAAAAGAAUAGAUGAAGAAGAACAAGAACUAACUAUUCAUUUAUAUAAUGAAAUACCCAAUCAACAAGAUGUUGCAGAAUUACGAAGUGAUAGUUCGAUUUUACUGCCAUCAACAAAUGUUACACAACCUGAUACGUUUCCACGUGUACGACGUCAACUUAAAUUACCAACAUCUCAACAAAAUACUGAAUCAAAACUUCGUCAUGCUCAACAACAACAAAUACCAUCAACAAACACUUCAUUAGUACUUAAUAUUGGAACAGAAAAUAUUAUUCUUCAAUCACCUGAUAAUGAGUUUACAGUUCCAUUUGAACGGCAAUAUGUUUAUGAACCAAAUCAUGAUUUUACAACAGAAAAUGAACAGAUUCGUUCAUCAACAUUAAAGCGUGACGAUUUAAGGACAAGAAAUAUUCAAAAAAUUUUACUACCUAUACUUAAUUCAUCACGAACAUAUGUUAUUGAAAAACAACCACUUCAUGGUAAUCCUGUUCGUCAAUCACAAACGAAUGGAAAUUUUUAUUUAGCAACAUCACCAACAUUACGUUCAUUAAAUUCAUCAUAUCUAGCUGAUGAUUCAGACAUAAAUCCACUUACACAAAUGAUUGAGACAACAAAUUUAAAUGGACAUGAAUUAUAA